AGAGAAAAAAAAAUUCCCAUAAAAAUCGAGUCUUUAAUCCUCUCCAUAGGCCGCAAAGCCCAUUCCUUCCUUCCUCUCUUCCUCCUCUCUCUCUCUCCCCAACACGCACCGCCGCGUCCGCCCCCUCUUCGCCGUCGCCCGGCCGGUCGGCUCCGAUGGGGUACGUGCUGUCGGCGGUGGCGAGGGUGCUGGAGCAGCCGACGGCGUGGGGGGCGGCCUGGGAAAUGGCCCUCCUCGCGGGGCCGCUCUGGGCGGCUGCCCUCAUCGGGCUCCUGCUCGGCUGGGCCUGGCGCCCGCACUGGGCAGCCGGACUCGUCGCCACUGCCGAAGGCCGCCACCACGCCCCGGCGCCGGCGCCGUCCUUCGCCACGCUCGACUUCUGGAGGGCCCAGCUCCCCGCCCGCCUCCGCGCCCCGCUCGGCUACGCCGGCGCCGCCGGAACCGCCGUGCAGCAGCGGGAGGAGGAGGAGGCCGCCGUGCAAGGGUCGUCGGAGAUGGCGAACGAGGAGCUGGCGGUGGGGAAGGAUGACUUGGUCAACCUCUGGAGGCUGGUGGAGGGCAGGGACGGCGGCCCGGCCUGGAUCAAGAUGAUGGAGAAGUCGUUGCCCACCAUGACCUACCAGGCAUGGAGGAGGGAUGCUCAGACUGGACCCCCGCAAUAUCAGAGUAGUUCUAUCUUUGAAAACGCAACUCCGGAGGAAGUGAGGGACUUCUUUGGGGAUGAUGAGUUCCGGAUAUCCAACAAGUGGGAUGAUAUGCUUAUCUAUCAUAAGACCUUGGAAGAGUGUCAGACAACCGGGAUGAUGAAAGUGCAUUGGGUCCGGAAGUUCCCCUUCUUCUGCAGUGAUAGGGAGUACAUAAUUGUUCGUCGGAUAUGGAAAUUGCGGGGUGCAUACUAUUGUGUUACAAAGGGUAUACCAUGCUCAUCCAUCCCACGGCGUGACAAACCUCGAAGAGUUGAUUUGUAUUAUUCAAGCUGGUGCAUCCGUGCAGUGGAAUCAAAGAGAGGGAACAACGGUGGAUUGACAGCUUGUGAGAUUCUCCUGUUCCACCACGAAGACAUGGGUAUCCCGUAUGAGAUUGCAAAACUUGGGAUUCGGCAGGGGAUGUGGGGAUGUGUAAAGCGAAUUGAACCUGGACUUCGGGCCUAUCAGAAAAGCAGGGCUGCUGGCGAGCCAUUGUCUCAGAGUGCUUUGAUGGCCCAAAUGAACACUAAGGUUGGCGACAGAUUUGUUCGAUCAUUGGAGUCCGACAGUGAUGAAUCAGAAAUCGUUGAAGCAGAAGAGAAACCUGCGAGAAACCAUGUGGCGAGGCUCCUUGUGCUUGGCGGGGCAGUGGCUCUGGCUUGUACUCUUGAUCAAGGGCUCUUGACAAAGGCACUCAUCUUUGGUGUUGCGAGGAAAUUCGUGGGGCAGAGGAAGACAUUGUAGCAUCUGAUCUGUCUCAGUGUCCUCCGCUUGGCCAAUGUGCUUAUUGGACUCAGCCUGAUUCACCGUCUUGGAGCGAAGGAAAGAGGGCGAUUCAAUCGCUGGCUGGGGCAGAUGCCAUUGAGACUGAAGAGCCGAUGAAGACCAUUUCGAUGUACAGAUGCUGCCGGCUGUCGAAUGAUGAGAAAGAGAGGCAAUAGAGUAAACAUUGUAGCUUUACAUUUGGAAAAGGAAUGCCAACUAUAUAUAUAAUUUUGUUCCAUGUAAUCUUCUAUCUCAGACCAAACCAGAGGAAUGCAGAUCAAAAGAACAAAAAAAUUUCCGUUA
This is a messenger RNA of Phragmites australis (common reed), 1754 nucleotides long. RefSeq lists its product as uncharacterized. The coding region runs from base 156 to 1430 and encodes 424 amino acids. The record is from RefSeq and is a predicted model, not a curated record. The transcript has 6 exons. NCBI's taxonomy places the organism in Eukaryota, Viridiplantae, Streptophyta, Magnoliopsida, Poales, Poaceae. Gene Ontology annotation, molecular function: lipid binding.